UGUGAGGGAGCGUGUGAAGUGUAGUCUUUUCUUUGAGGACUGCAUACGUUGAAGGUUAAAUGCUGUAAGUUGCAGGCUGGACAGAGUGUGCAGACGACCGUCCUCGCCUCAGAGUCUCACGGUCUUCUGUCCGAAGAGGACUCACCGUCUCUCCAGUCGGUAAAGUGGGAUGCAAGCAGUCGGUAAAGUCAUGAAGGUUUUCAUUACGAGGCGCAUCCCGCCGGAGGCGAUGAAGAUCCUGUCAGCUGCUGGAGCGUGUGAGGUGUCUCAGUGGGACUCAGAUGAACCAGUGCCGAGGACAGAACUUCUUAAAGGAGUCCAGGGGGCUCACGGUCUGCUGUGUCUGCUGUCAGAAAAGAUCGAUGUUGAGGUUCUGGAUGCUGCAGGGCCAAACCUGAAAGUCAUCAGCACCCUGUCUGUGGGAUUUGACCACAUGGCACUCGAUGAGAUCAAAAAGCGUGGCAUACGUGUUGGAUACACUCCGGACGUCCUGACCGAUGCCACGGCAGAGCUGACUGUAGCUCUGCUUCUGGCCACCGCUCGCAGAUUACCAGAGGGAGUGGAGGAGGUCAAGAACGGUGGCUGGAGCUCGUGGAAGCCUCUCUGGCUCUGUGGUUAUGGUCUUUCCGGCAGCACUGUAGGAGUCAUUGGACUGGGACGCAUAGGUAUGGCCAUCGCUCGGAGACUCAUGCCCUUCGGAGUAAAGAGGCUGCUGUACUCGGGCAGAACUGCCAAAGCCCACGCUGCUGAGGUGAAUGGAGAGUUCGUUCCACUGGACACACUUGUGUCUGAGAGCGACUUCAUAGUGGUUUCCUGCGCUCUGACACCAGAAACUCAGGGCCUGUGUGACAAAUCUUUCUUCAGCAAGAUGAAGAACACAGCAGUCUUCGUCAACUCAAGCAGGGGAGCUGUGGUCAACCAGGAGGAUCUGUACCAGGCUUUGGCCAGUGGACAGAUAGCUGCGGCCGGUCUGGACGUGACAACACCUGAGCCACUGCCAACAAACCACCCGCUUCUUACGCUGAAAAACUGUGUGGUGUUACCGCACAUCGGCAGUGCCACCUACUCCACAAGAGGCGUCAUGUCAGCUUUGGCAGCCCGAAACUUGCUGGGUGGUUUACAGGGCACAGACAUGCCCAGUGAACUCACCUUCUAAAGCCUGAAACUAUGCCUACUGCCUCCUCUGGUGCUGAAUAGAAAACAGAAAAGAAUAACUUACAGAUGGAAAGAAUACUAAGAAUACUAAUGUAGUUCAGACAUGUUUAGGUGCAUGUAUCAUCAUAUCAGUGUUAGCUGGAUAGAUUAAUUUGAUUGUUACAUUUAACACUGAGUUAUACUUCGAAAGGUAGGAGGGUCAUCUCAUCAUGCUCCACUAGCUGUACAUUUAGGCAAAGUGGCUCAGACCGAUCUGCAAAACACUAUUCUAGUAUGUUCUGUGCAAAGGAUGGAAGGUAAAAUGGGAGCAACAAAAAAUAGAUAGUAAAUCUGGCAUAUGUUAAUAAUCUAAAUAUGUUAAGUAGCUAAUAUCAACAAACUUUAUCCAGAAUCACAGGCCCCAUCUUGAAUAUACAGUGUGCAUUUACAGGGAAGGAAACACUCGGUUUUUAAGUUCUUGCUAAUGAACAGACUUGCAGCACUCCAUAUCCCAGGGUAACUAUGCCUAGUUAGCCUUGUGGAAAACUGAAUAAACCUUUUUUUCAUUUGCAUUUUAAAAGAUCCCUUCAAAGUAGAAUCAUUAGUUGCUCAUCUGUCCCAUUCUAAAUGUAACAUUUGCCAUACAGAUUACCGUCAUGCUCCAUGGUCUGCACUUUAUUCUGCUGUGAAAGCUCCAUGUCUGCACUUACUAAACAGCCCAACACUCCACUUUAGUUUGUGUCAGAUUUUUUCUGAAGUAUAAAAAUAAAGUGUAGUUUAAAUAUA
Molecule: messenger RNA, 1920 nt
Organism: Stegastes partitus (bicolor damselfish)
Lineage: Eukaryota; Metazoa; Chordata; Actinopteri; Pomacentridae
Gene: grhpra
Product: glyoxylate reductase/hydroxypyruvate reductase a
Exons: 9
Coding region: 170-1156 (328 amino acids)
Cellular component (GO): cytosol
Molecular function (GO): hydroxypyruvate reductase (NADH) activity; glyoxylate reductase (NADPH) activity; NAD binding
Source: RefSeq, a predicted model, not a curated record